Darwinula stevensoni is the source of this 5550-nucleotide messenger RNA. The record is from the annotation of a GenBank genome assembly. Lineage: Eukaryota; Metazoa; Arthropoda; Ostracoda; Podocopida; Darwinulidae.
AUGAAGGGAGCUUGCCAAGAGGUGAAGCGGACCAAGACUCUGUUUGAUUGUGAGAGUGAAAUACAGCAGUAUCCAGUGCCAGUGCAAAAAGCAAUCCAUGAGAGUGCUGGGAAUCGUGCCAUCCAUGUGAUAAGGCUUUACAAGCCAGAGGGUAGUAGUCUUGGGUUCAGUGUAGUUGGACUCAAGAGUGAACUCCGUGGAGAAUUGGGGAUAUUUGUUCAAGAAAUACAGCCAACAGGUUUGGCUGGACGUGAUGGUCGUCUGCGUGAGGAAGACCAAAUCUUAGCCAUAAAUGGCCAAGCUUUGGAUGCACACAUUUCACAUCAUCAAGCCAUUGGCAUCCUUCAGCAGGCAAAGGGCCCUGUUGUAUUGGUUAUUGCUCGUGGGACUCCAAAUGUGCCAGCUGGAGCUGUAAAGGAUACCAGCAUGGUCAUCAACAGUGAAUGGGUGCAAGUAGAGGCAGUGGAACUCAUUAAUGAUGGCUCUGGGCUUGGUUUUGGUAUCAUAGGAGGAAGAAGUACAGGUGUGGUUGUCAAGACUGUUGUUCCUGGAGGUGUCGCUGAUCGAGAUGGGCGUCUCCAGGUUGGUGAUCAUAUUUUGCAAAUUGGAGAUGUCAACCUCCGGGGUAUGGGUUCUGAUCAGGUUGCCACUGUUCUUCGGCAAGCUGGUUCACAUGUACGCCUCAUUGUGGCAAGGCCUGCUGAAUCUCCUGGAUCUGAUCAACAAGUGGCUGGAAUGGCGCCUAUCGUCUCCAGCCGCUUACUGAAUGAUUCAGAGGAGCUUGAUAGAAUUAUUACAGCUGCUGCACAGGUUGCUGCUGGUGUCACACCUACAGCCCUCCUGAAUGGCUACCAUGAACAAUGCCUUAUAGAAGUGCAACAAAAUAUGUUGAACAAUGAGUGCACUGCAGCUGGGGAAACAAAUGCACUGCCUACACAGCCUGAUAACAAUUCCAAUGUGAGCCUGGAGAGAUCAGGAGUUUCACAACCAAGUGUCAUUGUAACACCUGAAGAAAAUUUGCCAGAGUUGGAGACUUUAGAAGUCUGCCUAGUGAAAGGUAGCCAGGGUCUUGGAAUCACAAUAGCUGGGUAUGUGUGUGAGAAAGAAGAACUUUCUGGCAUAUUUGUGAAGAGUAUAACUCCUGGUAGUACUGCUGCAGAAAGUGGGAAAAUCCAGGUGAAUGAUCAGAUUGUUGAGGUGGAUGGGAAAUCAUUGGCUGGGUAUAACAACCAUCAGGCUGUGGAAGUCUUAAGAUGUACAAGUCAAACAGUGUGCCUGAAACUUGCCAGAUACUUGCGUGGACCGAAAUACGAGCAGCUGCAGCAAGCAAUAGCAACUUCUGAAGCUUUUCCACCUGUCUCUCCCACACUUUCCUCCCCCAUUGUGCCUAAACCUGAUGUCGUGCCUGAACCUGCCCCAAGUGAAUCUCUUUUUCCUGUGAUCCCCAUUGAACAGCUGGAGAAAAGAAUAGAUUCAAAUUAUGCAGGGGUGAUUUCACCUGAUGUUGAAGAAGCAAUAAAGCAGAAGUGGAGUCAGAUCUUGGGCAGUGACCAUGAAAUAGUUGUUGCUCAGUUGUCAAGAAACCCCAGUGGAGGUGGCCUUGGAAUAAGUCUGGAAGGAACCGUUGAUGUAGAAGAUGGGAAAGAGGUUCGUCCUCAUCACUACAUCAGAUCAAUCCUUUCUGAUGGCCCUGUUGGGAGGAAUGGAAUUUUGCAGAGCGGUGAUGAAUUGCUUGAAGUGAAUGGAAAGAGACUCAUGGGUCUCAAUCAUAUGGAUGUCGUGGCAAUCCUCAAGGACCUCCCGCAACAUGUUCGACUUGUGUGUGCCCGCAAGUCUGAUGAACUGCGACCACGAUUGUUUGGCAUGAAACCUGAAAGCAUCCUUGAGAAUGAAUACCAUGAUGAAUCUUAUCAGGGUCCCACAUCCUCCGGAGAGAGACUUAUAAAAGCUAAAUCGGAAGGAUCAAUAGCUUCCAGCCCAGUGUCUCAUGUGAGUGAUAGCUCUUUGAAAAUCAGUCUUUCGAGGAAUAGAUCCUUAUCUAUGGACCCAAUUUCUGGUGUCGCUAUGUGGAACACGAAAGAUGUUGAGGUGAUUGAGCUCAACAAGGGAGAAGGAGGCCUGGGGUUCUCCAUCUUGGACUAUCAGGAUCCCGUCAAUCCCGAAGAAACCGUGAUAUUGAUCCGAAGCCUUGUUCAUGGAGGGGUUGCACAACAAGAUGGCCACCUUCUCCCAGGUGAUCGACUCAUGUUCGUGAAUGACUCGAACCUAGAAAAUGCCUCUUUGGAAGAAGCUGUUCAAGUUUUGAAGAGCAUUCCCAAGGGUACAGUGAAGAUUGGCAUCGCCAAACCUUUGUUGCUGUCUGAAUCUACGACAGCUUUGAGUCAAGAUGGGAGCUCACAGCCAAGUAUUAGUGACUUUGAUAGCACUACGCCCAACAAUGAUUUCAGUUUUGAUAGUGUAGGUAUCACAAUUCCGCCUCUUCCUCCCCCAGAAUUUGAUGCCACUGAUUUCACUAUUAGUAGUAGCAUCUCCUUGGUCGCCACAAAGCCCUUAGAUUCCCCAAACUCCUUCCCGAAACCUCAAAGUGACCUUCAUUUCAAUUCACCGUCUGCUAAUGAGAAUCAGUCAUAUAAGCUUCCUAGUACGACAGUUCUUCAGAAAUACAGGCACAUACAAGUGAAAAAUCCCAAUCAUAAGCUAGGCAUGCAAGUGGAAGUUGCGUCUGAAAGGGGAUGCGGAAUGAGGGUGACCGAUUUGGACCAAGAUGGAGCAGUGAGGCACGAUGGGCGCAUUAAAGUAGGAGAUCUCAUUCUUGCUGUUAAUGGGAAAAGUCUGGAAAGUUGUAGCUCAGCAGAGGCAUUAGCUAUUUUGGCAAGUGCAUGCACGCCAGAGGUUGAAAUCACCUUUGUGCCUCCUGAAUGCGAAACUAAUUUAGAAAAGAUGACACACAUUCUGGGAGUGACAGAUUCGGCCCCAUCACCCAGUGCAGUUCAGCCUUCAUUGGAAAAGUCUGCAAUGACUUUUGAGGCUGAAAAUGUUGCAGGUCCAACUGUGAUAUCAAUCAAAUCAGUGAAAGGCACGGAAGAAAGCCUACAAAACAGAGUGGAGAUCAGCGAGGUGCGGGAAAUUCUCAAAGGGAACGGUACAGGAAAGGUCACACAAGUUUCCACACUAACAUUGAAUCAGCCUGUUUUGGAGAAGCCACAGCCAACAUUUAUUACAUUCAAAGGAUCGCCCGAGGAAAAAUCAAAUGUGAAUGAGGUGGUAACUCAAGACCUUGCCGAUGAUUCUGGCAAUAUGAACUCUUCAACUUUGGAUGAGGCAUCCGUGAAUGUCUCGCAAUACUGGGGUCAGGAGCGUAGAGUGAUGGUGCAGAGAGAACCUACUCGUGGCCUUGGCAUCAGCAUUGUUGGUGGGAAAGUGGAUGUUAACGGUGAGUCUGGUAAUGAUUCAGUGAUAUCAGGGAUUUUUAUCAAGAAUGUCCUAGCAGAGAGCCCUGCUGGUCGCACCGGACAGCUUCAUACUGGGGAUCGGAUUUUGGAAGUAGAUGGAAUCAGUUUGAGAAAUGCCAGUCAUGAAUAUGCCGUUGAAGUGAUCAGGGGAGCAAGAAAUCCAGUUUGCUUUGUUGUGCAGAGUCUGCUUCUUCGAAACUCUAACUCUGACCGGGAUUCUUCAUCUGAAGGAAAGAGAAAGCCAUCUGACCCAUCGUCAGAGUCUGACAGUGAAGCUAAUGCAGGAAAACUGAAGACAAGUAAAAGCGAAGAAAGUGGAAGAAAAGAUUCAUCAGCCAGCACUACCAAGUAUGGCACAUUGCAAGGUCAAAUCAUUGAAAUUGAUGUGAGCCCAACAAAUCAGGGGUUGGGACUCACGCUGGCAGGACGGAGAGAAAAUGCAGUCAACAAGGUCUUUGUGGCAGCUGUUGGCGGAGAAGCAGAGAAAUGUAAGGUACAAGUCGGAGAUGAGAUCUUGGAAGCGAAUGGGCAUGCAAUCCGCGGGCUGAAUCAUGUCAAUGCAUCAGCUCUCUUACGUAGUCUUAAGACCUCUUCUGUUCGAUUGCUUGUUCUCAGGGCCAAUGAUGGGGCAUCGACAUCACCUGACCCAGAGGAAGAUUCUAAUACCAGUACGUCUGAGCCAAGCUUAGCAGAAAAGCACCACUUGCAAGGUCUGAAAAAGAUUACGCUUCAGAAGGGCACAACAGGGCUCGGUAUUAUGAUCAUAGAAGGUACUCACCCCAAAGCAGGGAAGGGUAUUUUUAUUUUGAAUAUCCAAGAAGGGAGCCCUGCCCAGAAUGCCGGACUUACUCCUGGUGAUAUGAUAAUUGAAGUAAAUGAUGAGAACUUAAUAGGCGCAUCCUAUGAGAAAGCGGCAGCCGUUCUGAAAGCGGCUACUGGACAGAUUUCCAUGAUCGUUUGUAAGACUACAAGGACUGAGGAACCAGAGACUGGAAGUGUCAGCAGUAGUGUCACUGCUUCAUUAUCAGGAGAGAGUUCAAGCAAGGAAUCGACUUCCCCAAGUUCCAGGCCUUCACAGAAACCAAAAGUGCCCCCAAAACCUGCUAAGUUUGCGCAACGCUCAUAUUCACCGCCGAAACAAUUUGCGAAGCCACCCUUGAGAGAUGAAACAGAUGACCAAGAAGUUCCUGAUUUAUCCACAUGCCCCAUCAUUCCAGGACAGGAGACAACGAUUGAAAUUGACAAAGACAAGAUGGGCUUGGGUUUAAGCAUUGUUGGAGGUAAAGAUACUCUACUUGGAGCCAUUAUUAUUCAUGAAGUGUACCCUGAUGGAGCAGCUGCAAAAGAUGGUCGCUUGCGACCCGGAGACCAGAUUUUGCAGGUGAACAAUGAAGACUUCAGGGAUGCAACUCAUACGGAAGCACUUGCAGCUCUGAGGCAAACACCGGCCAAGGUACGGCUCGUCGUAUUCCGAGAAGAGGGUCUUCUGGGUGAUGAAGAUAUCUUUGAAGUAUUUGAUGUAGAAAUGUUCAAGAAACCUGAUAGGGGGUUGGGACUGAGUAUUAUGGGGAAGAAAAAUGGACCAGGAGUCUUCAUCUCGGAAGUAGUCGAAGGUGGAGUAGCUUCUCUCGAUGGACGACUGAUGCAGGGUGAUCAGAUCCUUGCCGUGAAUACUGAAGACCUACAAUUUGCUACCCAGGAGGCAGCCGCAGCCAUUUUGAAGACGACCAUGGGCAGGAUUCAAUUGAGAAUCGGUCGGCUAAAGGCGAGUCCACGUCGAGGAAGCAUCCCAGGAGCAGGAGCCAUUCCCGAGCGAUCAAAUAAUUCUGCACCUCAGAAGAAGACGGUUGUGCUCACACGUGGACCAGAUGGACUAGGCUUUUCAAUAGUGGGUGGAUUUGGGAGCGCCCAUGGUGACUUGCCAAUUUAUGUGAAGACGGUGUUUGCCAAGGGUGCAGCUGCUACCCAAGGCGGUCUUAAACGCGGUGACCAGAUCCUGGAGGUUAAUGGCGAAAGUCUGGAGGGUGUCACUCAUCAACAGGCCGUUGAAAUCCUCAAGCAAGCGCAUGGGACUGUCAACUUAACUGUUCUCUCUUGA